Messenger RNA from Ilex paraguariensis (yerba mate), 1296 nucleotides. Lineage: Eukaryota; Viridiplantae; Streptophyta; Magnoliopsida; Aquifoliales; Aquifoliaceae. The record is from the annotation of a GenBank genome assembly.
AUGAUGUUUAGUGCAGGGGAUCUACGCCGUGCUAAUGGCCUCCUUGCACGGUAUGGUUUUGUGCUUCAUGAAGAUGGAAGCCCGUCAAUAUUGUUUUACAACUUACUAAUGAAGGGUUAUAUAAGCUCCGGUUGUCCUCUGGCAGCAUUAGGUGUGUACGAUGAAAUUCAACAGCAGGGAAUGAUACCUGAUAAGCUCACAUAUAAUACUCUGAUCUUUGCAUGUGUCAAGACUGAAAAAUUGGAUGCUGCAAUGCGUUUUUUUGAGGAAAUGAAGGUCCAAGCUCAGAAAGUUGGGCAUGAUGAUCUUUUCCCAGAUGUUGUCACAUACACUACAUUGCUAAAGGGUUUUGGGGAUGCCAAGAAUCUUCUUUCAGUUGGGAAGAUUGUGUCAGAAAUGAAAUCAUCUUGUGACUUGUCUAUUGAUCGGAUCGCAUACACUGCUAUUAUUGAUGCGUUGCUAAAUUCUGGUUCAAUCAAAGGUGCUCUCUGUAUGUUUGGGGAGAUAUUGAAAAAGGCUGGUGGAAAUCCUGGCUUGCGGCCGAAGCCUCACCUCUAUCUUUCCUUGAUGCGUGGCUUGGCUGUUAAGGGAGACUAUGGUCUGGUUAAAUGUCUGCAUGAACGCAUGUGGCCGGACUCAGCAGGAACUAUUUCCUCCAAAGUUCAAGUUGAAGCUGAUCACCUUCUCAUGGAGGCAGCUCUAAAUCAUGGCCAGGUUGAUGUGGCUGUACAAAAUCUAUAUCACAUUAUUAGAAAAUGGAAGGGAAUAUCAUGGGCUAGUCGAGGAGGAAUGGUUGCUGUACGCAUUGAGGCAUUGCUGGGGCUCACUGCAUCCAUUUUUGGUCCUUACAUGCUUUCUCAGGUGUCAGUUAGUGCUGCAAUUGAGUGCAUUAUGAUACCAUUUGAAGAAGCUCAGCCAUUACAAGCUACCUGGCACCUGAGGCAAGUGGUGCUGCGUUUCUUCAGAGAUUCAGUUGUGCCCAUCAUAGAUGACUGGGGAAGCUGUGUGGGAAUACUACAUCGGGAAGACUGCAAUAUGUUGGAUGCUCCACUUUCAACAAUGAUGAGAAGCCCACCUCCUUGCGUCACAAGCUUGACAUCUAUUGGUCGUGUCAUUGAUUUGAUGUUGGAGAAGAGGUACAAGAUGGUAAUUAUUGUAAAAUAUGAUGAGUUUCAUGGUAUGUCUUACAGCUUUAGUUUAAGGGCCGUUGGUGUUUUUAAAUUUGAACAACUCUGUAAGCUUGCUAUUCCGGCAUCAAAGCUGCAGGGGCAACAACCUUACACCUCUCGAAUAUGA